AUGUCCUUCAACUACAGUGAAGAGAUCAUGGACUACUACUACAAUGACAGUUAUUCCUACGACUGUUGCCUAGCCCAGCCGUGCGAUCUGAACCCCUACCAGAACUUUUCCAUGCAGUUUCUGCCUCCCUUCUACACCCUAAUUUUCCUGCUGGGUCUCGGAGGCAACAUGAUGGUCAUCGCUGUCUUGCUACUGGACAGAGUCUCCUUACUCGGGACCGACAUUUUCAUCUUCAACCUGGCCAUCGCGGAUAUUCUUCUGGUGUUCACGCUUCCUUUCUGGGCUGCCCAGGCCGUGCUGGGCUGGAUCUUCAAGGACUUCCUCUGCAAGGUCAUCGGCAGCAUCCUGAAGAUCAACUUCUACGCCAGCAUCCUCUUCCUCAUCUGCAUCAGCUUUGAGCGGUACCUCUCCAUCGUCUACGUCAUACGGAUGUACAACAGGAACAAGCGCUUCCUGAUCGUCUACACCACCUUGCUGGUAUGGCUCGUCUGCUUCCUGCUGACGGUGCCCGACUUCAUGUACCUGAGGGCCGAGUUUGACAGCCGCCUGAACGUUACUUCCUGCGUCCUCUCCUUCCCACCUCAUAGUAGCAAGAGGUGGAGAAUCGCCCUGAUCGUCAUCAACCAACUGGUGGCUUUCUUGCUCCCUCUGAUGGCCAUGAUCUACUGCUACGUCCACAUCAUCCUCACCCUCCUGCGCUCCAGAGGGUUCCAAAAACACAAGGCCCUCAAGGUUAUCUUGGUGGUGGUGGUGGCCUUCUUUCUCUGCUGGUCGCCCUACCAUUUGGUGCAGUUCCUCAACACCUUGCUCCAGCUGGACCUCCUGGAGAAGGAUUGCCAGAGGGAUGAGAGCUUGGACAUUGCCGAUACCGUCACCACCAGCUUAGGCUUCUUCCACUGUUGCCUCAACCCGCUGCUCUACGCCUUCGUCGGCGUCAAGUUCCGGAACAAACUCCUGACCGUGCUGAGGAGAUUCGGCUGCAUCAAUCAGAACUUCCUGAAGAAGCAUUCCAGGUCCUUCAGCCAGCAGAGGGAUUCAAGUUGGUCCGAAAGCACAGAUUGCUCCUAUGCGGCCUUCUAGAAAGAUCUGGAG
Protobothrops mucrosquamatus (brown spotted pit viper) is the source of this 1092-nucleotide messenger RNA. Its product is annotated as C-X-C chemokine receptor type 3-like. Gene Ontology annotation, molecular function: C-X-C chemokine receptor activity. Lineage: Eukaryota; Metazoa; Chordata; Lepidosauria; Squamata; Viperidae. Gene Ontology annotation, cellular component: membrane. Gene Ontology annotation, biological process: inflammatory response; immune response; regulation of leukocyte migration. The record is from RefSeq and is a predicted model, not a curated record. The coding region runs from base 1 to 1080 and encodes 359 amino acids. The transcript has a single exon.